GCCAAUAACAAACGUCUCCAUCUGAUGACGUUGUGUUUUUGAGUUUAAGCGCGUUUCCAAGUUAUAUCCAUGUCUCAAACACACAGUGAAAGUGGAGUCUCAUUUUCAGGUUUAACGAUGGAAACCAGCGUCAGUGACAGCUUGAUGAUCAUGUAUGAGGAUGAAUCGGUGGAUGUUCGUUACGGAAACGGAGCUCAGUUACAGAUGUCGCCGUGUGGCUGUGAGUUCACGAUGGUCAAACCCAAAGACCCUUCAGGACACCCUCUGCAGCCCACUGAGAGAAUCCGACAGAGGACCAGAUUCACCAUCAGCGCUUAUAAGGAGUUUAUGGUUGCAGCAUUGGAAUUUAGGAAUAAAUAUGCAAGUCGACCAUAUCUGCCAGAGGAGCUCAUCCCUGCUGACCAGAAACAGCCUUUUGUCAGUAUUGACUCGGAUGUGCAGUGGCCUAAGUGGUCUUCCUGUGCUGCUGAGCUCGGACCUGGAGGUAAGACCAUCAUCAGGUCGGAGGAGGGACGAGCUGCGUUGAUGCUGUCGGCCUCUGGUGAAGAAUUCUCUGUUGAGUUCAGAUGCAGCCUCAGUCAGACUCGGAUUCAGCGCUGCAGCAUGCAGGGUUUCAGCAGGGACUCUGACAGCAGCCCAGGAAAUCAACAUCAGCAACAGCUAGUACGCAAUCUGAUCUGUCAGGCCUCCAAUGUUGAGGACAAAGAGGUUCAUCAGGGAAAAGGAAGCAAGAAUGAGUCUAUUAGAUCAAGGUCUUGUUCUCCUCGGACCCUCAGCACUGCUCAGACAAAGCCAGAGGAGAUGUACCAGUCCACCACAGUGGUCCAGCAUCACUCCUGCUGUGCCGUUGACCCAACCUGGUGCUACCCUCUGUCCUUGGCUCGGCAUCUCUGGACGGCUCGUCUCUCUAAAGCUAAAGAAAUCAGAACAGUUGAAACCAGCAACAACACGCAGGAACACGAGAGCAUCAACAUAACUAUUUCCAUCACAGAAAGGCGGUCUCAUCUUCCUCAGGCACUGCCUCUCACAUGUCCAUCCCCUCACUGGCACAGGUGGACGGUUAAAGACGGCCUGGUGGAACAUCCAGACCAAGAUCUUCCAACAGAGUUGUUAAAAGUCAUGUGGUGUCAAGGAGUCACCUACAGGAUACUGAGCGGGACGGUCCCAGUCAUAGAGGUUUCUCCAGGCGAUGGAUCAGUCAUGCGAUCUAACUGUGUCCUUAAUAAUUAUUUUACCCAUCACAAACCUGAGCUCCGGUCAGGGCAGGUGAAAGAGGUAACAUAUCAUCUGAACAACCUUCCCCCUGAUGUACCUGGACAGCUGUACUCUGUGUGCUCCAUUGUGAGCCGUGCAAGCAGGAUACUCGCUUGCUAUAACGAGGCCAAGCAAUCACUAAAGCUCCCUGCGACACCAAGCUGCCUUCAAGAGGGGAGACGUUCUUCUCAACCAGCAAGGAUGGAAGAACAUCUUCUCAAUCUUGUUUCUUUUGAGCAGCAUCUGAAUGUCACACAGACUCUAGAAAAUCGGUCAGAUCUGGUAGCUGCAGAGUUGGAGAAGAUUAAACGUUUCAACUUUUUGUUGGAGAACAACCACCUGAUAACAAGUGAUAAAGGAUGUGGGAAACUUGAAAGUAGUUCUCCACAGGAUGUCAAUCAUGAACCGGUGAAUGAGGACUGCAUCGCCGAUGCUCUACAGAAAACAUUCAAAGCCAUACAGGACAUUGAUGCUCUCAUUUCCGCAGCCACACUGACCUGAAUCUUAAAGGAAUUUUAAAUGUUUGGAAGACAAAGCUAUUUUCAAACUCACAAAUAUGGAUUCUCCUUGAUUCAUCUUGAUUGUGUUAGGAAUUAUUGUGAAAGUGAAAUUACAGCCAAUAAAUGAUUGGCUGUAAUAAGUGCAGCCUCUACAAACUCCAGUACUUGGUACUUUACUAGAAAACCAUAACAAUGAGGUCUGAAAUGCUGGGGUAAGUUUAGUGACGUAACAAAAUGUUUAUUUUGGAUGUUCUUCCCCACUACAUGUUAUGGAGGCAAAAUAGCUCUCAAACUCUUAAAGUUGAAGAUGUUGAUGCCUGAAAUGUCUCGCUUUAAAAUAUGCAAAUACACUCGAUUCCUUGGUAGAUUAAAGCUGAAAAGAAAAACUACUUUCAAAUGAAUCUCAAAUGUUUAUUAAACUAUUGCAUCAUUAAUAAUGAACCUGUGGCCGUCUUUAAGUGUACCAAACGUGUCCUUUCUCACUUAGUUAAUAGUGAAAUUCUUCCCUUUAUAGGAGCAUUUUUCUGUUUUUAGCAGUUGCAUCAACAGCACUUCCCACCAUAAUCUAAUAUCAGUUGAAUGGUUACUGAGAAUGUAUUUGUUUUUUCCUUAUGCUGUUUCAGAAUUUCUUUUCUUCUGUUAUUAUAGUGCCUUGUGAAGUAAUGUUAUUUAUUUGGUUCAUUUAACCUUGUUAAAUCUUUUCCUGUCACUAAUAUGUAUUCAAAUUAAAAAGUGAAGACAAGCUCAAAGAUUUGCUAAAACACAUUGUCACUGAAAAAGGAAGUGAGGAAAUCUGCAGAAUAUACUGAUGUUUCCAGGAAAAACAGUCCCUACCUUUCUUCACAGGGCAGUGACCGGAUAAUGAAACAAUGGACAGAACGACAUUCUCAAAACAUGAACCAGUAGAAGUUCGAAGUUGUAGGCUGUUUGAAAUGCUAUUAAUUGUAUUAAUUGAUAAUUGUUUUUGUUUGAAUAUGACA
Eleginops maclovinus (Patagonian blennie) is the source of this 2734-nucleotide messenger RNA. RefSeq names its product chromosome 12 C5orf34 homolog (gene c12h5orf34). The record is from RefSeq and is a predicted model, not a curated record. NCBI's taxonomy places the organism in Eukaryota, Metazoa, Chordata, Actinopteri, Perciformes, Eleginopidae.